AUGACUGCUCUUGAUCUGACUGUGACGGAAAUGGGAAUCGAGUACUGGGCUAUCAAGUACUCGAUUACCAUUUUCUUAUUCAUUCCCAAAUCCCCCCAUGAUCCAUCCCCCUUAUAUACUCGAGUGUAUGAACCUGAUGCAUCAUUUAUGGAGAAUACAUUUCAACUCAAUGCAUUCAAUGAUGUUAAUUUGGGUGAUGAUUCACUUACUGCCAACCCUACUCCUGGAUAUGGUGUGUCUGCUAGCACUGAAUGCACACCAGAUGAACAUGUUAAUCUGGUUUCUCCUGUUGUUGUUGAAUCUGGGGAUGGGCUGAGGAUGGGGAUAGGGCUGGGGCUGGGGCAUUUAACUGCUUGUGUAAAGUUUGUGGAGUUGAAUAGCCUUAAAAAGCAAAAGACUUUGUCAUUUGAACCUAGUGAUGACAAUGAUGAUUUAGGAACCCUGACAAACUUUACUUUCAAUCAGAAGAAAGUUAGAGAACUUGCUGCCCAUAUGAUACUUCUACAUGAAUAUCCAUUUAAUAUGAUGGAGCAUGAACUUUUUAACAAGUUCAUGAGGGCUUGCACACCAUACUGGAAAAAAAUUAGCCUUGCCACUGUAAAAAGUGAUUGCAUUGCCAUUUAUAACAUUGGAAAGAAAAAGUUGAAAACACUUCUAAGUGGGAUUGAUAGGGUAAACAUAACUACUGAUAUGUGGACCUCCUCCCAAAGGGUUUCAUAUAUGGUGGUUACUUGCCAUUUUGUGGAUUCUAAUUGGCUACUCCAAAAGAGGAUUUUAAAUUUUUGUAAUGUACCUCCUCCACAUUCGGGUGUUGUUAUUGCUGAAGCCUUAAGAAACAGUUUUAUUGAAUGGGGCAUUUUGGAUAAAGUACUUACAAUAACUGUUGAUAAUGCUAGUGCUAAUUCUGCUGCCAUUGACAUUUUGAGAGAUGAUUUUGAGUUGAGGUGUAGUUUGCCUAUUGGGGGGCUUAUGUUUCAUGUUAGGUGUUGUGCUCAUAUUACCAAUUUGUUGGUGCAAGCAGGGCUUUCAGAAAUAGGGGACAUAAUAGAUUCUGUUAGGCAGGGGAUUAAAUAUAUAGUGGCUUCUAAGAGGCGGUUGAUUGCAUUUAGUGAUAUAGCAAAGCGUUUGGACUUGGGUUCUAAUAAACUUAUUUUAGAUGUUCCUACCAGUUGGAAUAGCACCUACUUGAUGUUGAAGACUGCAAUUAGGUUCAAGGAAGUGUUUCCUAGAUACCAUAGAGUAGAACAGGCUUUUCUGUGGGUUGUAACUCCUGAACAGUGGGAUAAGGUUGAGAAUGUGAACCAAGUUUUAGCUGUUUUCAAUGAUGUGACCAAUGUUGUCUCUGGAAGUGACUACCCUACAUCCAAUCUGUUUCUACCUGAGGUGUGGAGAAUGAAAGAAAUUGUGGAUAUUAAGGCUUUGGAUAUGAAUGAAUAUAUGAGAUUAAUGUCAGCGAAGAUGAGUGAUAAAUUUGAUAAGUAUUGGGGUGAAUCUAAUAUGGUGAUGGCCUUAGUUGCUAUGUUGGAUCCUAGAUACAAAAUGAAGUUGAUUAGGUUCUGUUUUCCUAUCAUUUAUCCACUUGAUAUUCGUGGUGAUAACAUAAAGGCUGUGUUGAGUACUUUGAAAGAGUUGUUUAAGGUUUAUGUUGUUGCCCAUAAUGCAUCUAUCGUUCAACAACAAGUAGCUGCUGAAGUCAGUGCUGCUACUACUUCAAUUGCCUCUGUUACAGAGGAAGCUUCUGGUGGCAGAUCACGGUUUAGGCAACAUUCACAAGGCUCAGGCUCUUUGGCCAAGAACGGGCAGAACCCUUUUGGGUCUCAUGGUGGUUGA
Molecule: messenger RNA, 1830 nt
Organism: Corylus avellana
Lineage: Eukaryota; Viridiplantae; Streptophyta; Magnoliopsida; Fagales; Betulaceae
Source: RefSeq, a predicted model, not a curated record